Stylonychia lemnae is the source of this 861-nucleotide messenger RNA. Lineage: Eukaryota; Ciliophora; Spirotrichea; Sporadotrichida; Oxytrichidae. The record is from the annotation of a GenBank genome assembly.
AUGGGUAAUAUUUAGGAAAGAUGUUGCAUUGAAAAGUAGUAAUUAAAACAACUUAAACCCACACAACCAAUUGCUGUGGUCGCUAAGUAAGCCUAACCGGUCAAAGUGCUUAAAAAGCCAAGUAUUGAAAGCGACUACACCUUCACUGAUUAUGUUCUAUAUGCUUAAGAAAAAGUCAAAUAGAUCUAAUCAAAACAAUAGCACCGCGGUAAGCGUCAAAUAGACUAUCUCCCAAGAAGAAACAAACUAAGAAGCGUCGAAAUCGAUAUUAGCCAAGUCAUCCUUCCAAGAACCACCCCAGACACUCAAUCUACUAGUUAACUCUCCUAAUCCUUCUUCAUUUAAAAUCCUAACAAUGCUUCAAUCAAUUAAGACUGUAGCUAAUCAGCUGAAUUCAAGCUGGAAAAUGGCACCCCUAACUUUAGCGACAACAAAUUUAACCAACCUCUCAUUUUGGAAGGUUACAAUCUUGAUGACCAAUUAAAUACAACUCAUCAAGAUUUGAACCAUAAUCCAUUGGAAAUUGAGCCUGAAGCAUACAAAAUAAUUGAUCAGGAAUAUUAUCAAGGAUCUCAGACCACAAGGGCUGAUAAUAGUCAAUAGGUAACUGAUUAAAUUCUUAACCUUGCCAACACAAACGAUAAUUUGUCUGAUCUAAACCAAACAAUAGAGCAUAUUAUCCAUUAAAUGGUAUCUGGAGGAGGAGUAAACCAGACUUUAUGGAAUCAGGAUGAAGGAAUGCUGCUAAAGCUCAAAUAGCUUGGUACAGCGGCACAAGGACACGAAUUCAGUGAUGUAAGCACUUAAGCGCAGUCAAUUAUUAAUGGCAAAUAUUAAUUCUCUUCUGGGGAUAUGUCUUGA